UGAGGAAAAUGGCGGCGGUGAAGAAGAGCGUCCUGUCGUCGUUGGCGGUUUACGCGGAGGAUUCCGAGCCCGAAUCCGACAGCGAGGCCGGCGCGGCGGGGAGCGAUGGCGGGACGGCAGCGGAAGAAAAAGGAGGUCUGGUGUCAGAAGCAUAUGGCGAAGAUGAUUUCACCCGGUUGGAAGGAGAUGAGGAUGGGUAUGAGGAAGAGGAUGAUGAAAACAGCAGACAUUCAGAAGAUGACGAUUCAGAGACUGAAAAACCUGAGGCUGGUGACCUAAAGGAGUUCUCAGAACUGGAGAAGAGAGAUCCCCAGGAGCUAGUUGCCUCCUUCUCAGAGCGAGUAAGAAAUAUGUCUCCAGAUGAGAUCAAAAUCCCUCCAGAACCCCCAGGCAGGUGUUCAAACCACUUACAGGAUAAGAUUCAAAAGUUGUACGAUAGGAAGAUGAAAGAGGGCAUGGACAUGAACUACAUCAUUCAGAGGAAGAAGGAAUUUCGUAAUCCCAGCAUCUAUGAAAAGCUGAUCCAGUUUUGUGCCAUCGACGAACUUGGUACGAAUUAUCCCAAGGACAUGUUUGACCCUCAUGGGUGGUCUGAGGACUCCUACUAUGAGGCACUAGCCAAAGCACAGAAGAUUGAAAUGGACAAACUGGAAAAGGCCAAGAAGGAGCGCACAAAGAUUGAGUUUGUGACUGGCACUAAGAAGGGCACAACAACAAAUGCUUCAUCCACCACAACCACAACAGUCAGCACUGCUGUUGGAGAUGCUCAAAAGAGAAAGAGUAAGUGGGACUCCGCCAUCCCGGUAACAACAAUAGCUCAGCCCACCAUCCUCACCACCACUGCAACAUUGCCAGCUGUUGUCACAGUAACCACCAGCGCAAGCGGCUCCAAAACCACAGUUAUCUCUGCUGUUGGCACCAUAGUGAAAAAAGCAAAGCAGUGACAAGUGCAUUGAGACUUGACCUGGGCUUCCAGACUGAAUUCUCAUUGAAGGCACCACCCUUUGAAGGGGAGGAGGAGAGGGUCACUCUUAUUUGCUCAGUACAAAAUGGCAAGACUUGAAAACAGACCCAACAUGCGCCGCCCCCUCCUCCCCCCCCCCCCAUUAAGGGAAGUGGGGGAAGCAGGAACAUCAGGUGUGUGCACACAGGACUGACCUUCAUAGAAAGGAGUUUCUCCAUCCCGUGUCACUGCUGAAACGACCAGUCGCUCUGUAGUGUGCUGAAGGACAAUGGUGUGCAACGUGUCAUCUUGUAAACGUUAGCUCAUUUAAGUGCUGUAUUGUUAUUACUUUUAUGGCUUGGAGAGUCUUAUCCCUACUGGAAAUCUGAAUUUUAAAAAUAAAUGGGAAAAUAUCAGUCAUUCUCUUGCACCUCCGGCCACGCUUUAAAGGUUGUUGCCCUAUGAUUUGGUCUCCCCCACUCUGCCUCAAGGGAAUUAACGUGCACAAGGCUGAUCAGCAUCCUUGCUCGUAAGCAUAGCUGAGAUGUGAGUGUAUAAUCUACAUGCAAAGAAAUGAGUCUACAGAUGUGAACAGCAAUUGUAUGAAUGUAACUUAUGUGCAUAUCCAUGUAGCUUUUAUUCUGGUAAUCAGGUGUUACAAAGCAUUGAAAUUUUUGGAUAUAAAAUAGUGAAAUAGUCAAGUUUUGCUAGCCUCUUACAGAGAUGGAGAUCCCCUGUGCAGAACCUGGACUGUCAGUGUCACAUUUGUGAAAUCAGAGCGUGCAUUUGGAGAGAGCUGCUGAGAGAAAUUUUGUCAUCAUGGAGUAAAAUCAGAUACCAGAUUCAGAGGAAAGUGUUCCUAAUGUAGAAGCCUAUGGUGUCUAUGUAUAAUGUAGUGACUUAUACUGUGAAACACACACAGCAGUGCUGUUUGCUCCACUGUAGUGAAAAAGAUACUGUCAACUUAAAUUUUAUGGGGGGGGGGGGUUCUUACCUAUGUUACUAAAAAUUCUUCAUUAUAAAAAUGGAAAAUUUUAAAAAUUCCUGUGUCCUUUUCAUAUCUUACUAUGUGCAUUUCUCUGACCAGCUAAUGAAAAAAAUCAUUAUUUUCACUUUUAGUGUUGAUACCUGGGUUGCAAAUGCUGCAGGGGAGUGUUUACUUUAAAACUUUUCCCCGUGACAUUUUAAGAAAUCAUGGAAACAUCUUUAGACUUUUGUCUGUUGACUGAGACCAUUUUCUGGACAUACUUUGUGUUUAUAUUCCUUUUUAAAGAUUUCUCAGCUCUUUCAUUAUAAAACCCAUAUUCUAGGAUUG
Molecule: messenger RNA, 2258 nt
Organism: Terrapene triunguis (Three-toed box turtle)
Lineage: Eukaryota; Metazoa; Chordata; Testudines; Emydidae
Gene: SAP30BP
Product: SAP30 binding protein
Exons: 11
Coding region: 9-944 (311 amino acids)
Biological process (GO): regulation of DNA-templated transcription
Cellular component (GO): nucleus
Source: RefSeq, a predicted model, not a curated record